AUGAAUAAAUUAUUUACUUCAAUCUUUGCAUUAUUUUUAUUAGUUUGUGUUGCCUUUUCCGAAGAAAAAACAACAGUAGUUCAAGUAACUUCCGAUAAUUCAGAUAUAAUCCCAACUGGAAAUUGGUUAGUUGAAUUUUUUGCACCAUGGUGUGGUCAUUGUAAAAGAUUAGCACCAGUCUAUGAAGAAUUAGCUCAACUUUACAAUGUUGAUAUCGAAAAUUCCAAGGUUAAAAUCGCCCAAGUAAACUGUGUUGAUAACCAAUCAGUUUGCUCAAAAUAUGAAAUUAAAGGAUACCCAACCAUUAAAUAUUUCAGCGAAGGUGAAAUCAAAGAUUACAGAGGUUCAAGAGAUAAAAAUAGUUUCAUUACUUAUCUUGAUAGCAUGUCAAAAUCACCAAUUUUAAAUAUUGAAAGUAAAGAACAAUUAAAAGAGAAAUUAAAAGAAAAUAAAGUAUCAUUUAUUUUCAUAUCAUCAGGAAGUGAAACAAAAGAUAAAGAAAUUUUAAGUGGCUAUAAAAUUGUUACAAAACAAAUUCAAGAUGUCGAUUGUCCAAACUUUUUAGUUGUUAUGGAUUCAAGUAUAAUCGAUGGCAGUGGUGGUGCUGACGACCAUGUCAUACCAUCUUCAUCAAUAUCAGGUAAAGUUGGGGAAGAACCAAUUUUAUUAGUUUAUAAAGAUAAUGAAUAUCAACAAUAUCAAAGUAACAAUGAACAUGGGUUAAGUGUAAAUCAGUGGGUUAGAAUCAACCAAUUCCCAUUGAUAUCGGAAUUAACAUUCUCAAAUCAACAUAUGUUAACAGUAUCAUUCAAAAAGAUAGUUAUGUUUGUUUUCACAAAGAAACCAACUACUGAAAAUAUUCAACAUAUGAAAUCAAUUGCAUCUUCAAAACAAUUCAAGAGUAAUCCAACUGAAUUUGGAUUCACCUAUAUCGUUGAGAAUACAUUUGCAAGUUGGAUUUCAAAUUUCAAAUUAGAGAGAACACCUGCACUCUUGGUAUUCCCUGAGAAAAUGGAUAUUUAUUAUUAUGAAGAAUCAAUUGAUCCAUUAGAUAAAUCAAGUGUUUUACAAUUUUUAUCAGAUGUUAAUAAUAAUAAAUAUUCUUUAAAAUAUUUAAAUAGACUUGGUUAUUAUUUAGAUAGAAUUGAAGAAUUUAUGGUAGAAUAUUUAUAUUAUAUUGUUGGUUUAAUCAUUGUUAUACCAAUUUUACUAUUUUUCGUUUGUAGUGGGGAAUCUAAAGAAAAAGAUCAAUAG
Dictyostelium discoideum AX4 is the source of this 1254-nucleotide messenger RNA. RefSeq lists its product as hypothetical. The coding region runs from base 1 to 1254 and encodes 417 amino acids. Gene Ontology annotation, cellular component: endoplasmic reticulum membrane. Lineage: Eukaryota; Evosea; Eumycetozoa; Dictyosteliales; Dictyosteliaceae. The record is from RefSeq and is a predicted model, not a curated record. Gene Ontology annotation, biological process: cell redox homeostasis. The transcript is spliced from 5 exons.